AUGUCUCGGAAUGCCUGUCACAUCCAGCGGCUACGCGGCGGCGUCCGCUCUCACCGCAGUUUCCGGCCCAAUAAUUACUCGCUACAUAAUUUCGCUUUGAAUCGCCGACGUGAAGUUUGGCGGCGGAUUGUUCGAGGGCGCUACGAAAGGUUCCGACGCGAUAGCGCCUACCCGAGCCGCUUUGUUCGCGCCCGGCCGUUGUGCGAUUUCACGGUCCGCUACGGGCACGUAUUAGGCGAUCGCCGUAGGCCCCGUUUACGUACCACAUCUACGGCGUACGCUAUGUAUGCUAUCGAUGUUUACGUCUAC
Messenger RNA from Iphiclides podalirius (scarce swallowtail), 309 nucleotides. The record is from the annotation of a GenBank genome assembly. Lineage: Eukaryota; Metazoa; Arthropoda; Insecta; Lepidoptera; Papilionidae.